AACUAGACAAUUCUUCUUCUUCUUACACCUCAAUUCAACAGCACAGUAGAAAAAAUAAAGGAAAAAUUUGUCAGGCUGCAUCUGGUGUAAAGGGAAAAGUGAAAAAGGCUUCAAAUAGCGAUUAAUAAAGGAUUUUUAUAUAAAUUAAUAAGAAAAUAGUGCAAGGAUGCUGGCAUUAAUCAACAGAAUUUUGGAUUGGUUUAAGAGCAUUUUCUGGAAAGAAGAGAUGGAAUUGACGCUAGUGGGACUGCAGUUUUCAGGCAAAACAACGUUCGUGAAUGUUAUUGCAUCGGGGCAAUUCGCUGAAGACAUGAUACCCACUGUAGGUUUUAAUAUGCGUAAGAUUACUAAAGGUAAUGUUACCAUUAAAGUUUGGGAUAUCGGUGGCCAGCCAAGAUUCCGAUCCAUGUGGGAGCGAUAUUGUCGUGGUGUCAAUGCUAUUGUGUAUAUGGUGGAUGCGGCUGAUCUAGACAAAAUGGAGGCAUCCCGAAACGAACUACAUUCUUUAUUGGAUAAACCUCAAUUGGCGGGUAUACCUGUACUAGUAUUAGGCAAUAAACGUGAUCUUCCAGGUGCACUUGAUGAAACUGGACUAAUUGAGCGAAUGAACUUAGCAAGUAUACAAGACAGAGAAAUUUGCUGUUAUAGCAUUUCGUGCAAGGAAAAGGACAACAUCGACAUAACGUUGCAAUGGUUGAUCGCACAUUCGAAAAGCCAAACCCGUUAGAAAAAUAUGCCAAUAGUUUACUAGUGCUGUAAAGUGCAAAUUAAUGUGGCGUGAGCAUAUGAAUGUAAGACAAUGAAAUGUGAAUCAUAAACAAAUUCAAAUUUGAACAAGUAACAACAGUUUGAUAUAUGGUCGAAAAUUUAAACCCAAUUAGACAUUUUAAUUAUAAAAAAUAAAAGAAUUCAUUGCUAUACUUUGUAUGAAUUAAAUGAGACAAACGUAUGCAGGUGUGAUUACGCAUGAUACUCUGUAUGUAGAUACUACUGUAUUCGAAUGAAACGUAUUGACAAACGUGCAAAUAUUCGAAACUGAACUAAAUAACAGAAAAUCGUAACCAUAAAUAAAUAAUGGUACAUACAUACAUUUCCAAUUGUGCAUUUGUGAUUAGGAUCUAGUCUCUGAAUACGAUUUCUUAAAUUGCAAUAGAAAUACCUUGAUUAAAAAAGAAAAAUGUGUUGUCAUAUUUGCUUUUGCACGUUAAGCUCAUUUAGUACAAAGUUGAAAGUGAAAUUAGUAACCAAAACAAACUAAAUUCAAAUCGAGGGUAUGUCUAUAACGUUUCUUUCGGCCCUAUAGUAUACAAAUGUUUGGAAUUAUCCAUGGUUAUUCCUUGAAUUAAAAUUUACUUGUAUACAUUUUGUUGUCUCAACUCUGCAGUGUAGUCUACGUCAAGUAAAUAUAUAUUUUUCUAGCGAUUGGUGUGAAAAUAUAAUAUACCUAUAUAUCUAUAUGUUAUUUAUAAUUACAUCUUUAAUAUCUAUUCAUUUCAUUUAUAUUAUUUCGAAUUUGUAGGCUACAACUCACAAAAGAUUGCUAAGAACCUACAUUUAUACAUAUGUACAUAAGUUCUUGGACAUACCUUAAAUAUAUUUUAAUUUUUUCAUUGCUAUAAGCGCAAAUCGGUGCAUAACAAAAAAUAAAUAAAAUAAAAAUAAAGGAAAAACAUCAAAUUAUUGUCGCAAGAUACUGUACCAAGUGCAUUACAAAAUGAAUGAUAUCGAAAUGUGAAAUACAAUUAUUCUGUAUUGGUUGUAUGUAUUUAAAUACGAUAACAGACAAGAACUCAAGAACGCCUUUCCCAUAUUAAAUAUGCAUUGAUGUAUAGUAUAUUGUCCUUUGUGUUUAUUAUGCAAGUGGACCUAUGUACAAACAUCUGUGCUACAACAUUUAGUUUAUGAGUUUAUUUAUCGAUAAUUUCCAAUUCCACACUUGAUUAUAGUAUAGCGAUGAAAAUGUGCGACGUUCUAAAACUGUAAAGCUUAAUAAAAACAAAAAGAUAAGUGAAAGUAAACGAUUAUAUAUGAACAAUUCUAAGUAAAAUAAAUAACUUUAAAUAAAAGCCUAAA
Messenger RNA from Rhagoletis pomonella (apple maggot), 2073 nucleotides. It is a transcript of the gene Arl8, whose product is annotated as ADP-ribosylation factor-like protein 8. Bases 167 to 727 code for a protein of 186 amino acids. Gene Ontology annotation, cellular component: lysosomal membrane. Gene Ontology annotation, biological process: anterograde axonal transport; protein transport. Lineage: Eukaryota; Metazoa; Arthropoda; Insecta; Diptera; Tephritidae. Gene Ontology annotation, molecular function: GTP binding; GTPase activity. The transcript is spliced from 4 exons. The record is from RefSeq and is a predicted model, not a curated record.